Physcomitrium patens is the source of this 1721-nucleotide messenger RNA. RefSeq lists its product as uncharacterized. NCBI's taxonomy places the organism in Eukaryota, Viridiplantae, Streptophyta, Bryopsida, Funariales, Funariaceae. The record is from RefSeq and is a predicted model, not a curated record. Gene Ontology annotation, cellular component: chloroplast.
GCUUUUGGGUACGGGAAUCUUCGUCGUCUGGUCUGCCUGAGCACGAGGUUGCAAGGUUCAGACAUGACUAUCCUUGAGCUCGCACGAGUGUUGUCUGGAUUGCAAUGCACAAUCCCAUGCCUGAUGAGACAUGGGGAUCUGGUCGGGGAGUGAGCAGAAGAGGUGGGGCGACGCGUAGUGAAAAAAUCUAUUCGGUACACGAGCUUCGCGUACGACAAGAACUUCGGUUGUUCCAUCCCACGCUGCCACAAUCAUCUUCGCGAGUGUCAUUCCCAAGGGUGAGGAGAGUGACAGUCAUGGCGGGUUUGGCGGCUAAGAAGACGCCCCCGAAGCUCGAGAAGGUUGUUCUCACCAAGAGUCAGAUUGAGAAGGCAAAAAGUAAGAUGGACAAAUUUGUGCAAAAAUGUCCCGGUCAUCCGGAUAAGCGGGAGUAUGCUUUACCAUACUACCUUCUGCACAACGAAGGCGACUCUGUGUAUGGAACAGUUAUAAUCUUCCAUGGAUUUUCGGCCACGACUACUCAGAUGAGCCUUCUUGCGCAAUACCUGUAUGAGAAUGGCUUCAACGUUUACCAGCCGGCUCUUUGUGGUCACUACUUUAAUAAACCAGACCAAUACUGGCCUAAGGCAGACUUCAAAGAUGACAUCAAAAAGGAUUUGGUCAAGAAGCUCCUGAACGACCCUAAGCUGAAAGCUUACGUUGAUAAUUUCAUAUCCAUCUCCGGGCUGCCUACGGACUAUGCGAUUGGGGCAUUGAAUUGUAUUGAGAAAGAGUAUCCAGAACUGCAUGAAGCAAUUUGCGACGAAGAGUACUCAACUGCGUUUUCAAAAUUCUACAAAUCUAAUCAUAUCGACUAUUUUCAUGAGGCGGAACAGCGGUUGAAGGAGGUAGAAUCUCUUCCAGGUCCUCUCAUGACGGUAGGUUUGUCAAUGGGUGGAGCUGCCGCACUCUCAAUCGCCGCUACGCACCCAGACAAGGUUGCAAGAACAGCAGUAUUUGCACCUCUCCUCAAGAUUGUCAAUGAGAAAAAUGUCCAGUUUUCAAAGCUCACUGGACCUCUAGGAGCGAAAGAGAAAGGCUGGUACCCUGAUAUGCCGUUCUCUUUGAGUCUCAUGGUGGCUGUGGAUAUUUAUGGCCAUUUCGUGCGGCAAAAGAAGCAUUUGGACACUCUGGCCAAGAUGCCAACCCUCAUCGUUCAGACGGAAAUCGAUGAUUCAGCUGACCAUACAGUUGGGCUCCGAAUUAUAAAAGAAAUCGAAGAACGGAGCGGUCCACAUGGGCCGCCACAUUUCUCUACGUUGUACACUGCUGCCGAAAGAGUACCCCACCCGAUGGUCCAUCCACUUGAGGUUAGUCAAGGAAGUAUAAACCAAUUCUGGCAAAGUCUGUACCAAGAAACAUUCCGGUUUCUCACCGAAGGGACUGUUGAUAUUAAUCAUCUUCAUGACAAAAACCAAGAUCUGGCGCUUCCUCGUGUUAAAGACUUUGUUGCUAACGUGACCGUUAGCUCGUAGAUCACUGCCUCGCGUACUUCGAAUUUUUACACAUUGGUUAUUUCUGUGCAACUGUUUUUUAUGUGUGGAGCGGACGAAUGCUUACUUGCCUAUAAACGUGCGCUUUGCUCAUACGACAGGAAAUCGAGUGGGCAUUGACCUGAAAACUUGUAAAUGAUAUUGGGAAAUGGAGUUUUUAAGAAAAGCAAUUAGCUUAUUGUAACCUAA